Quercus lobata is the source of this 759-nucleotide messenger RNA. RefSeq names its product fanconi anemia group D2 protein. Bases 201 to 404 code for a protein of 67 amino acids. The record is from RefSeq and is a predicted model, not a curated record. Lineage: Eukaryota; Viridiplantae; Streptophyta; Magnoliopsida; Fagales; Fagaceae. The transcript has 3 exons.
AACUCCUGCAAAACAAAACAAAAGAGAUUAGAAUGGGCCUCAUUCGGCUGUAGACAGUAGACUGCACUUAGGGCCAUUAAAUUAAUCGUCUUCUUCAAUCUCUCUCAUUCUGUUAUUUGAAAAAACAAAAGCAAAGGAAAAGCAAAGCAAAGCCAAGGAAAAAAAAAAAAAAAAAAAAGAAAAACUAGGAGGAGAAGAAGAUGAUAAGGACUCGAUUGGUGUGGUUGGGUCUAGGAUUUUCAGUUACAGGAGCCGCAAUUUCCCAGUUCAUCUGGAGAGACUUGUGGGUUGAUCGCUAUGCUCUUCUCUCUGAUGCGAAAGAACUUGAUGCUCUGCAAGCCAGAGUGUCGGAGCUUGAGUCACUCUCUUAUCCCAAAUCAAAUCCGGGUCAGGCUGAAGGCUAGCUUUAAAUCAUGCUGAGAUGAUUUUCAUACAUUCUAGCAUGACUUGUUUGUUGGGAUUCUUGUGAUAAGUUGAAGAUUGUUUCUCAUGGGAAUCUUUAUGUACGAUAAGAGGUGACCUAGAAAUCUUCACAUGGCUGUUUUACUAUUAUCUUUCUGCCUUGGAAAAGUUAAAAGGCUCAUGGUUAAAAUUUUCUUUGUUGCUGUGCCAUUUCCACAUACUUUACACUGAUUGCUACUAUGUUCAUCUUCCCUGUUUUGAUGAACAACUACAAUUACAUUUAUAAGUGGCGUUUGUUCUGGAGGGGUAUGAACAAUUUGAUGAAUCCUUUCAGUGAUGCAAGAUCCUUAUAUUCGG